This is a messenger RNA of Ascochyta rabiei, 1773 nucleotides long. RefSeq lists its product as uncharacterized. The coding region runs from base 1 to 1773 and encodes 590 amino acids. The record is from RefSeq and is a predicted model, not a curated record. Gene Ontology annotation, biological process: endoplasmic reticulum to Golgi vesicle-mediated transport; Golgi organization. Gene Ontology annotation, molecular function: small GTPase binding. Gene Ontology annotation, cellular component: Golgi apparatus. The transcript is spliced from 6 exons. NCBI's taxonomy places the organism in Eukaryota, Fungi, Ascomycota, Dothideomycetes, Pleosporales, Didymellaceae.
AUGUCCGCGCCAGCGACGGCAGAUCCUGUAAACCAGAGUGGAGCUACAUCCAAGUCGAAAAAGAAGAAGAACAAGAAGAAGGGCGGCAGUCAAGAGACGAACAAAGCCGAGGAGAGUGCGCAAGUGAACGGCAAGCACGACGGUGCCGAGGCAGACCACGACGAUGAUGCAGACGAGGGAGAUGGGCACAAUAAGCCGGCCGCAGCGCAAGCAAUCGAUCGAGACGCAGACGAUGUUGAGGACGAAGAGCAGCCGCUGUCCCCAACAAUAGCCCAGUCGAACGGCACACACCAACACAGUAUAGCCUCUGCGGUCGCCCUUGGCUUCUCCCGCUCACGCUCGCCGCACAUGUCGCCGUCACCACCAUCAGAUUCAGAGACCACAGCACGACUCGAUGCAAUAGCAAAGGAACGGGAUGCGCUACGACAAGAGGUCACGGAGCUGAGGAAGAGUCUAGAAAGCAUUCAAAAUCAAAACGAGGGCCAAAGUACGGAAGGUGCGCACUCCAAACAUGAAGAGGAGAUCCAGAACUUGAGAGAAGAGCUGGAGGAAGCGAACGAAGGCAAGGAGCACUUUGAGACGCAAUACAACAACCUCUUGGGAAGGGUCAAUACGAUCAAGACCAGUCUGGGCAAUCGCAUGAAGGCCGAUGCGGCCAAGAUGGAGGAGUACGAAGCUCAGAUUGCGGAACUACACGACCAGAACGCUGAACUACAGGAGAAGAACAGUAGUCUCAGCGAAGAAUUGGCUAGAUUACGGCAAGAAAACGAAGCACAGGCGAGCGAGGUCAACAAUCUGCGCAGCAGAUCAAACCUCUCGCAGCAAAACUGGAUCAAGGAGCGCGACGAACUGAUCUCGCGCGAAGCAUACGCACGCGAAGAGUUUGAGAACGCGAAACAGGCCAUGCAGGAUUGGGAGGUGCUCGCCAUGAACGAGCGAUCAUUACGCGAGAGCUUGUCCGAGAAAGAGGGGGAGCUGAAAGAACAGCUCGAGAACCUCAAAGACGAGUUCGAGCGAGCCGCACGAGACAGAGACCAGAACAAUCAGGCUGUCGAAGGUUUACAAAAAGCGCUGCAAGAAGUGCAGAACCUACGGAGAUCUGAGCUUAAGAAGUCUGUCGAGGCAUACGAGUCGCAAAUCAACGAGCUCCGAAAACAGGUCCAGGCCGCUGAAGAAGCAUCCAAAGAAGCCAAGGCUUCGGUGGAGUCCACCCAGAAAGAGCUGCAGAGAGCACUUCCAUUUGAGAAAGAGGUCAAAGAGAAGAAUCUGCUCAUUGGCAAACUACGACACGAAGCAGUGACGCUGAACGAGCAUCUCACCAAAGCGCUACGCAUACUAAAAAAAGGACGGCCGGAAGACAACGUCGAUCGACAGAUCAUCACAAACUACUUCCUGCACUUUUUGGCCAUCGAUCGCUCGGACCCGAAGAAAUUCGAGGCUCUUCAGCUCAUCUCCAUGUUGCUGGGUUGGACAGAUGAGCAAAAAGAGCAAGCCGGCCUCGCUCGCCCAGGCACAUCCUCCGCCUCGUCAGGACUACGAAUACCGAUGUCUCCGUUCCGGCGCACGCCCAGCACGCCUUCGCUUAACUCCAUGUCAGAUCCCAUGUUGAUGGCCAGCAGCUCUAGUAACAAAGAAUCGUUGGCAGAGUUGUGGCAGGACUUCUUGGAGAGAGAGGCUGCCGAGGGCAAGGAUGGAAAAGACGCGAGCAGGAGAGGGAGCACUGUGAGCCCACCACCAAGAAGUGGGGGCGGGCUGGGUGUUGGUGAGAAAUAG